GCUCGUAAUUCACUGCAGCCAUUUUAUUACACAUGAAGGAAUUAGAUCCCGUCACUUUCACAGUGGAAUUAGGCCGAUUCUAUGAAGCGACUCGCGGGUCUGGUGCGGUUUCUGUGACGAUGAAACGAAUGACCGCGCAUAGAUUGACUCGAGCGAAAAAAAUAUCCAAGAUGGUCCCAAAGUCGGCCGACAAAGUAUUAGAAACCAAAGUAGAUGAGGACGUACAAUACCCAACCCUUGUACGAGCCACCUACAAAGAUAAAAAGAUCAGUACCAUGGUAUCGCCAGACGAUUUUGAAAAGUUCCAAAAUGCUUACAGUACCGUUAUCAGAGCCUACAUGGAUGCAUUGAAGAAGAAAACCCGAACAAAGAAGGCCAAAAAGACAAAAUAAAUCUUGUAUAGCAACUCAUGAUUUUAUCAUUCACGACUCGCAAUCGCUACACUACUUUUUAAGUAUUGAAUAUAUUAAAUAGCCUUGAGUAGUGGCGCUGCCAUCCAUAUCAAAGGAAUAACAGGAGCAGUG
This is a messenger RNA of Radiomyces spectabilis, 524 nucleotides long. RefSeq names its product signal recognition particle, SRP14 subunit. Gene Ontology annotation, cellular component: signal recognition particle, endoplasmic reticulum targeting. The record is from RefSeq and is a predicted model, not a curated record. NCBI's taxonomy places the organism in Eukaryota, Fungi, Mucoromycota, Mucoromycetes, Mucorales, Radiomycetaceae. The coding region runs from base 33 to 392 and encodes 119 amino acids. The transcript has 4 exons. Gene Ontology annotation, molecular function: 7S RNA binding; endoplasmic reticulum signal sequence receptor activity. Gene Ontology annotation, biological process: SRP-dependent cotranslational protein targeting to membrane.